This is a messenger RNA of Funneliformis mosseae, 225 nucleotides long. The record is from the annotation of a GenBank genome assembly. Lineage: Eukaryota; Fungi; Glomeromycota; Glomeromycetes; Glomerales; Glomeraceae.
AUGUCAAAAAGAAAACGUGUUAAUCUUUCAGCUUUACAAAAACGAGAAAUUUGUGAAAUAAAAGAAAAAAAUCCAAAUAUUAAUAAUGUAGAACUUUCUGGACAAUAUAAUGUUGGAAAGUCAACAAUAACAGAUAUUUUAAAAGAAAAAGAACGUUGGUUUUCUAUUACAAUUGAAGAACAAGGAAAUAUAAAAAAUUUCGUAAUCCCAAAUGGCAGCUUGAAA